Closterium sp. Yama58-4 is the source of this 20670-nucleotide messenger RNA. NCBI's taxonomy places the organism in Eukaryota, Viridiplantae, Streptophyta, Zygnematophyceae, Desmidiales, Closteriaceae. The record is from the annotation of a GenBank genome assembly.
AUGUACGGAGACGAGGGUGAUUAUGGCGAGGAGGAAGGUGGUCCCGAGGGUUCAGGAAAAGGACGGCCGCACCCCCCUGGCGAUGGGCUUCACGAGGGGGGCGGGGGCGACGACGAAGAUUACGGCGAGGAAUACGGCGAAGAGGACGGCGAAGGAGAAUACUACGAGGAGGAGGCGGGUGGUGAGGGGCAGAAGGAGGGAGGCGUGAAGGGCGAAGGAGAGGGGGAGUACGAGGGGGAGGAGGGGGAGUGGGACGGUGAAGGCGAGUAUUACGACGAGGAAGGUGAAUACGUGGAAGGGGGCGGUGAGGGUGGAGGGGAAGGAGCUGGCGAGGGAGAGGAGCACUACGAGGGCGAGGAGGGUUACGGCGAGGGCGAGGAGGGGUACGUCGAGGGCGAGGAGGGGUACGGCGAGGGCGAGGAGGGUUACGGCGAGGGCGAGGAGGAAGGGGAGUGGUACGGGGAAGAAGGCGAGGGGCACGCGGAAGGCGGGGAGCACGCGGAAGGGGAAGAGUAUGGUGAAGGGGGGGAAUACGGGGAAGAGGGAGAGUGGGAUGGAGAGUAUGGUGAAGAGGGUUAUGGGGAGGAGGGGGAGUACGCGGAAGAAGGGGGAGAGUACCCGGAAGAGGGGGGAGAGUACGCGGAAGAGGGGGGAGAGUAUCCGGAGGAAGGGGGAGAAUACGCGGAAGAGGGGCGCGAAGAGGAAGGUGGUGGUGAUGUUCAUGCGGAGGGGGCAGAGGGGGGCGAAGUUGCAGGAGAGCUGCAGGGGGAAGGGGGGGAUAUGUAUGGGGCAGGGGAGGAUAUGCACGGGGAAGGGGAGGAGAUCCACGGGGAAGACGGGGAUAUGUACGACGACGAGGGUGAAGGGGCGGGGGAGGACGGAGUGGAGGAGCAAGGCGGAGGAGGGGGUUUGGGGAGGGGCAAGAAAGGUAGCGGCAAGGGCAGCGCGGACGGGGCUGAGGGCGGAACAGAGGAGGCUGAUGAACGGUUGAGGGAGGACGAUAUGCACCCGGAGGAAGAGGGGGGUUACCCGGAGAAAGAGGGAGAGUACCCGGAGGAAGAGGGGGAAUACCCAGAGGAAGAGGGGGAAUACCCGGAGAGGGAAUACCCAGAGGAAGAGGGGGAGUACCCGGUGAAAGAGGGUAAAUACCCAGAGGAAGAGGGGGAGUACCCAGAGGAAGAGGGGGAAUACCCGGAGGAACAGGGGGAAUACCCGGAAGAAGAGGGGGAAUACCCGGAAGAGGGGGAGUACCCAGAGAAAGAGGGGGAAUAUCCGGACGAAGAGGGGGAAUACCCGGAGGAAGAGGGGGAAUACCCGGAAGAAGAGGGGGAGUACCCGGAGAAAGAAGGGGAAUAUCCGGACGAAGAGGGGGAAUACCCGGAGGAAGAGAGGGAGUACCCAGAGGAGGGGGAGCAGGAAAGGGAGGAAUCGGGGGUGCACGAAGGGGAGGGGGGGCUGCAUGAGGAGGACAAAGAGGGGGAGGCAGAGGGGGAGGCGGAGGAAGGAUUGUCGCGUGCAGGUGGCGGCGAGGAGGAGGGCGCGAGGGCAGUGCUGUCGGAGGGGGAGGAGGAGCGCGCUGACGCAGCAGUGGAGCAGGGGCAGAGGGUGGAUGCGGAUACGGCGAGUAAGGGCGAGGGGGUUGCUAGCAAGGCACGCGGCGAGGAGAGCGAUGCAGAAGAUGCGGAUGAUGGGGGAGCUGGCGGGGCGGAGGGGGCGAGCGCGGAGGGAGGGGAUGAGCGCGCGGACAAGGGCGGCGAGCAGAUGCUUGGAGACGACGAUGAGGGCGCUGGGGUGGCGGAGGGGGAGAGGGAGCGGGAUGGGGAGGGCGGGGAGGAAGGGGUUGAGGACCGUGACGAGGACGCUGAGGCUGAGGGAAGGGACGUUGCAGGCCGCAGUGCUGGUGAGGGCAGCGAUGAGGAGGGUGAUGGGCGCAGUGAGGGCUGGGAAGGGUCACGCGGAAGGGGAGGCAGUGAGGACGAAGGGGGCGAGGGGGCGAUGGGGAGGCGGAGGGGGAGUGAGGAUGGCGGGGAUGGGGAGGGAAGGGGCGGGCUUUACAGUGAUGAUGAGGAAGGGGGGUACGGUGGACAGCGAGGGGAGGGGAGGGGCGAUUACAGCGAGGAUGAGUACAGCGACGAGGAGGAUGGGAGGAGGGCACGGCGGCCCCUAUACAGUGACGAGGAGGAUGAGCGGGGGCGGCGGAGGGAUGGCGGCCGCAGAUACAGUGACGAUGAGUACAGUGACGAUGACAGGGGGUAUGGGCGACAACGCGACAGGCGCUCUGGUGAUGAUGAGGACGAGGACGAGGAGGAAGGCGAGGGGUACAGGCGGAGAGAGCAGUAUAGUGAUGAGGAGGACGAGGGCGAGAGGAGGAGGAGAGGAGGAGAGCGGUACAGUGACGAGGAGGAGGAGGAAGAGGAGGAGAGGUACAGGAGGCGAGGCGGGAGGUAUAGCGAGGACGAGAGGUCGGAGGGUGCAGACGAGGAGGCCGCGGAAGGAACAGGAGGAAAUGAAGAGGGAGAAAGAGCGGAUGGGGAGGGCGCAGAAAGGGAUGGAAAGGGAGGUGCGGGUGCGGUGGAUGGUAAGGGCGCUGGGGAGGGCGGCAAUGAAGAAGGCAUUUCGGGUGACGCAGAGGGUGGUGAGAUGAUGGCGCAGGAAGAGGCGCGCGGUGAGGAGCAGGCGGGAGUGCAAGGCAAGGGCACACGCCCCCAGGAGCAGCGUGAGGGGGAGCUGGACACGGGGGAGGAUGCAGGGGAGGAGGAGGGCACGGAUGUGCACCAGGAAGAGGGGGAGAGGGAAGGGGCGGAGAGUGCCGGGGAGAAGAAAGGUCCGGGGAAUGACGUGAGUGGCGAGGAGGAAGAAGGGAUGGACGAAGAAGGGGCUUCUGAUGCUGAUGGCGGCGUGGUCAUGCGAGAGGAUCGACCAGGGGAAGAGGAAAGGGACCUGUUCAGUGAUGGUGAGGAGAGAGAUGCACACAGCGAGGAGGAGAGGGAUAUGUAUGGCGAUGGGGAGAGGGAUGUGUAUGGUGAGGGCGAAGGGGAGAUGCAAAGUGAGGAGGAGAGGGAUAUGUACGGUGAGGAGGAUAGGGAUGCACACAGUGAAGAGGAGAGGGAUAUGUAUGGCGAAGAGGAAGGGGAAGCGCAAAUGGAGGAGGAGGGGGAUAUUUAUAGUGAGGGCGAAGCGGAGAUGCAAAGGGAUCAGGAGAAGGAUACGUAUGGCGAGGAGGAGAGAGAUAUGUAUGGUGAAGAACCUGAAGGUGUUGAGAGGAGUGAGGAUGGGUUUGAGGGAGGCGAGAGAGAGGAGGCAGAGGGGGAGGAGGGAGAGGGAGAGGGAGAGGAAGGCGGAUUUGGGAGGGAAGGGGCGGACAAGGAAGGGGCUGACAGGGGAGGAAGUGAUUAUAACGAGAGUCCACGAGCUGAUGGAGGAGGUAGGACGGUGAGGGAUGGGGGGGACGAGGAGGAGCAAGAUGAGGAAGGGGAGCAAGGGGAGGGGCGUGAGGAGGGGUUUGAGAGAGACGAGGAGGAGGGCGAGGCAGACGAGGGGAGUGAGAGGGGAGCAGGAGCUGAUGUUGAAGGGAUGGAUAAGGAAGGGGAUGAUUAUAGAGAGAGAGGGGAAGAGCUCUAUGACGAGGACGAGGAGGAUGGGCCGAGUGGAGGCAUGGAUGGCAGGCGAGGGGGGAUGAGGGAGGAGGAGGACGAGGAGGAGGGGGAGGGGCUGUACGGUGACGAGGAUGAGGAUGAGGAUGAGCGCUCUCCUCGUGAGUUUGGCGGGAGCGAGGGGCUGGUGGGCGAGGAGGGCGCGCAGAGGGAUGGCGACCUGGGGGAGCAGGAGGAGCUGUACGGAGAGCAGCAUGAGGAAGGGGAGGGAGGGGUGGAGGGAGAGGAGGGGGUGGAGGGGGAGGAGGGGUUGGAGGAGGCCGGAGAGAGAGAUGAUGUGUCUGAGGAGGAAGGGUUGACACCGCGGGUGUUGAGGGGCAGUGAGCAAAUGAGCGUGGGGGAGGAGGAUGGAGAGGAGGAGGGAGAAAAGGGAAGAGCGAGUGAGAACGAGGAAGAAGAAGGCGCAGAUGAAAGGGAGGAGGUGUUGCGCACGCCUGAUGUGCUGUCAGAAGAGGAGGGGGAUGGCGAGGCGCCCAGGCACGCACGGCGGCGCGGAGAGGGCAGCGAGGACGAAGAGGAGGAGGAGGAGCGGAGGAAGGGGAGUGAAUGGGACAGCGAGGAGGAGAGGGAGAGGUCUGUGGUGGGGAGUGAGGAAGGGGAAACUCCCAGGGCGAUGGGGGGAAGGAGAGGGAGAGGGAGGCGCAGAGAAGGAGAGGAGGAUGAGAGCGACGGAAGUGAGUAUGGCAGGGGGCCGCGGGGAGAGGGGUACAGCGAUGACGAGAGGUACAGCGCGCGUGGUAGUGAGAGGGGCAGUGAGAGGGGCAGGGGAGACUAUAGUGACGAGGAGAGGUACAGGGGCCGGUAUGGUGAGGACGAGGAGUUGAGUGAUGAGGGCAGUGAGUACAGGCGUGGCCAGGCGGGAGGCAGGGAUGGGUAUGGUCGCAGGGCAAGAGGGCUGCAUGGGGAGGAGGGGAGGAGUGAGGAGGGGUCGGAGGUGGCAAGUGAUGUGGAUGGGGAGGAGGUGGUUGGCAGACGUAGCGAGAGUGGUGGAAAGGGUGCGGGGCGUGGGGUGGGUGGAGAGGAGGAGGCGGACGGUGAGGAGGAGAGGGAGGAGGAAGCAGAUGAAGGAGGGGUUGAUGGGAAGGAGAAGGCCGCGAAGGAAGAUAAUGAGGGUGGGGACGAGAAUCAGGAGGCGGAGGGGGAGGAGGAGGAGGAGGAGGACCGGGUGGGUGGAGGGAAGGUAGAGGGGAAGAGACGUGUGCGGUUCACAAAGGAGGAGGAGCAUGAGGUGUGGGAGAUAGAGCGCGCGAGUGACAGGGAUGGGGAAGAGGAGGAGGAGGAGGGUAUUGAUGAUGAUGAUGCGGGCAGGGGAGAGGACACGAGGCAGAGGAGGGCGGAAGGGAGUGUGGAGGGGGAGAGUGAGGGCGAGGGGAGUGUGGAUGGGAAGCGGAGGGAGAGGCGGAUAGUGUGGCGAGACGAGGUGGGCAAUGAGCUGGAAGAGAUGCAGCGAGACGAGGCGGAUGAGGGCGAGGGCGACGAGGGGCCGCGGGAGGAGCAUGAGUGGGGGAGCGACGAGGAGGAUGAGGAUGGCAGGGUGAGGGAGGCGCAGCGCAAGGUGGGUCCGCAUGGGGCAGAGGAGGAGGUGGAGGGCGAGGAGGCGGGGAGUGGCGGGGAGAAGAAGUGGCGAGAGGAGGAGUUUGGGAGAGGCAGAGACGGUGAGGAGGACGAAGAGGAUGAAUAUGAGGAGGGCGUGGAGUCAGGGGUUCGAUUCGGCAGGGGGGAAGACCUAUUCCCUGUUGGGGGGCAUGGGGAGGACGAGGAGGAGGAGGAGGAGGAGGAGGGGGAGGAGACGCGGAGAGGGGAGGAGGAAGAUGAGGAUGAGAUGCCUUACACUCCCCAGACACCUGAGUUCAUGGGACGUGAGCAGAUGCGCGGGGUAGGGUUUGCACGGCGAAGAGGGGGUGAUGGUGGUGGGGACGAGGAGGAUGAGGAGGGAUCAGAGAGAGACGACGGGUCGGACAUGCACGAGAGGGACAGUCGUGGGGAGGGGGAGGAAGGCGAGGAGGAGGGCAGUGUGGAGGGGAGUGUGCAAGGGUCGCGGGUUAUGAGGCGCGGGGUUGGGCUGCUUGGCAGCGCCACCAGCAUGGGAGAGAGCUCAGAAGGCGGCGACCUGUUCCCUGUGUAUGAUGAUGACGAGGAGGGGGAGGAGGGGGAGGAUGGGCAUGGGGAGGGAGGGAGGAGGCGAGGCGAGGAGAAGCUGAGUAUAGAGGACGGGGAUGAGUGGGACAGUGGCGAGGAGGGCGCAAGCGACCAUGGUGGCAGGCGGGGUGGAAAGGGAGCAUGGCGGGGGGAAGAGAUGGGGGGGGAGGACGAGGGUGGGGAGGACGAGGAGGAAGGGGAAAGGGAGGGCAGGGAGGUGGAGACGGGUCGAAGCAGAGGAGCGAGUGUGGGAGCGGGCGGUGCGUUCCCCAGGUCGGCAUCGCAGAGCCUCCAGCGCAGCAGCAAGUACAUGCGCGAUGUGAUGCACGAGAUGCAGGCUGAAGAGGACGAGGCGGAGGGGCAAGGCGGGGAGCGAGAGGGAGAGGAGAUGGGGGAAGAGGAUGAAGAGGAGGGAGAGGAGGGAGAGGAGGGGGACGAGGAGAUGGAGGCGAGAGCAGGGGGGUUGAGCGGCAGGGCGGGGGAGAUGGGGGAGGAGGGCGAGGAAGGGGAGGAUGAGGUGGGUGAAGAGGAGAGGGGGGGCGAGUGGGGCAGGGGCAGGGGCGAGGAUGGUGGGCGGCAGGCGGCGAUGGCCCGCUUCCCCAAGUCGCAAUCGCAGAGCCUGCAGCGCAGCAGCAAGUACAUGAGCGACCUCAUGGGCGAGCUGGGCUCGCAGAGAGGUGCGGGCAGUAAGAGCCGUGAUGAUGGCUCCGGCGGUGGUGGGCUGAGGAGCCGGGCGUCUGGCGGGCUGGAGCGCAGCAGCAAGUACGUGAAAGACCUCAUGGCGGAGCUACGGGAGGAGGAGGAGCGAGGAGAGGGGCAUGAGGAGGGCGAGGAGGAGGAGGAUGCGGAGGGUGGUGGUGGAUUUGGCAAUGGCAGUGCGAGAGGCAGCAGUGUGGGAGGAGGGGCAGGGGGGCUGCACAGAAGCACCAAGUAUGUGAAGGAUCUGCUGUCUGACCUGGAUCUGUAUGAUGAUGACGUGGCUGCCCAGGCUGCUGCCGACGCUGCUGCAGCGCUUGCUGUUGCGAGGGGCGGGCGUGCUGGUGGGUCUGGUGAGGCGGAGGAUUAUUUGCCCAGCGGCAUGCAGAGGGCUUUGCGCGGCGGGCUGAGGCGGAGUGGUAACCACGUGGGUGACGUGCUGGCUGCCAUGGGGCUAGAGGAGGUGGGCGCCGUGGGGGGUGGGGGGGAGGAGGAGGAGGAGGAGGAGGAGGGGGAACGGAUGUGGGAUGAGGAAAGGGAAGAGUGGAGGGACGGGGAAGGAGAGGGGGGUGAGGAGGAAGGGGAGAGGGAGGAGUGGGAGGACGAGGUGGGGUAUGGGAGGAGGGAGGAUGGGAGGGGGUCGGAGGACGGAGAGGCGCUGAUGAGAAGCCCUCGUGGUGACUGGGAGGGGGAGGAGGGGGAUGAGGGGGAUGAGGGGGAUGAGGAGAGGAGGUUUGGUGAUGGUGAGGAAGGGGAGGAGGGAGAGGAGUGGGAGGAGGGAGCAGGGUCACAGCAGGGUCGUGAGGAGGAGGAAGAGGAGGGAGAGGAGGAAGGGGGCAGGAGGCGGCGAACGGAAAUACAGUGGAAGGAUGAAACAGAGCGGAAGGGAGAGGGGGAGGAGGGAGGAGAGGAGUGGCAUGACGAGGGGGGUGAGGAGGGAGAGUGGGAUGGGGGGGAGGGUGAGGAAGGGGGGUAUGGGCAUGGGGACGAGGAGGGGGUGGACUUGUUCCCUCAAGGCGCGCAUGGGGGCAUGGGAGAUGAAGAGGAGAUGCACGAUGUGGUGCAUGGGGGCAUGCAGGGAGAGGAGUGGGGCGAGGGAGGGGAGGAGGGCGAGUACGGGCAGGGCGAGCAUGGCGAGAUGGCGGAGGCGGAUGGGGAGCAGGGCGAGUGGGAGGGGCAGGGCACGAGGGGCAAGGGGCGAGGGCACAGAGGAGGGGACUCGGGAGGGAGCUUCGACUUUGGGAUGGGCUUGCAGGGAGUCGCGCAGGGCGAGGAGGGCGAGGAGGAAGAGGAUGAAGAAGGUGGAUCGGAAUUUGCGGCGAGAGGGGAGGGGGAGUAUGGGGAGGGGCUGGAAGGGCAUGGCAUGGCAGGCGAGGGGUUGGAUGAUGGGGAGGGGGAGUAUGGGGAUGGGCAUGAGUACGCAGGACAUGGGGAGGAGGGGUUCGAGGAGGGAGACGAGUACGAUGAGGAGAGGGAGGGGCUUGGUGGGGAGGGCGAGGAGGGGUAUGAGGAGGGGAGGGAGGGUUAUGAGGAGGGAGAGGAGGGGUAUGAGGAGGAGGGUUUUGAAAUGGGGCAGGAGAGGUAUGAUGAGGGGGGUGAGGGGUACGAGGAAGGGGAGCACAUGCAGGGUGAGGGGCAGGAAGCGUUUGAGCAUGGGGAGGGGGGUGAUGAGCAUGACAGAGGUGGUGGUGCUUACAGGGGGGGAGGAGGGGAGUAUGGGGAGGAAGAGGAUGGGGAGUACGAAGGCGAGAGGCAUGGGAUGCAGCAUGGGGAUGAGGAGUAUGGGGGUAUGGAGGGUGGCGAGGGGGAUGAGUACGAGGGUCACCCAGAGGACGAGUAUGGGGCGCAUGACGAGCAUGCGUAUGGGCAGGAGGGCGAGGAGGACUAUGAUGAGUACCAUGAGGGGCAUGAACAUGGGCAUGGGGAGGAGCAUGAUCAUGAGGAGGAGCAUGGAUACGAGGAGGAUGGUGCGGGCGAGGGGUACAGGCAUGGGGAGGCAGAGGAGGAGGGGGAGGAAGGAGAGGGGCAUGGCAUGGAGGGCGACUCAGACGAGGGCCAGGCAGCGCCGUACGACCAGGAGGACCACGCCUUCUACCGCGCACAGGACGAGCGCGAGGGGCACGAUGGUCACGACGACCACCAGGGGGGCGGCAACGACUGGCUGCUUCCGCCUGGCGCCGGGCGGCGGGGCUCGUCUGAGCUGUACCGCGGGCGCAGCCUGGGGCGUAUUGACGAGCAGGUGGCGUCGGGGGCGGGCAAGCAGCGGUCCGACCUGCACCGCGGGGGCAGCCUCAACCAGCGCGACGGGUCGUGGCAUGCACAGGGCGGGCAUGGGUCGCAGGGCGGGCUGCGGCGCGGGCUGCGGCGCGGCGGCAGCUUGAACCAGCCGGACGGCGAGUGGGCCCCCGCGGGGCAGCCGCCCGCGCACCGCGCGUCCUCCCUGCGGCGGGGGAGCAGCCUCAAGUGGGCGGACGAGGAGGAAGCAAAGGGGAGAGGAGGGGGGGAGAGUGGGAAGGGGAGGGAUCUGGUGCGGGGGCGGAGUCUGGGGAGGACGGACGGGGAGUGGAUGGACCGGCGGGUGAACCGGCAGCUGGACGAGCUGAUCGACAAGGAGGGCGUGCGCAUCCACAAGGGCGUGCCCUCCCGCUCCCACUCCCUGGGGCCGGGCGUGUGGACCAGCCAUGACGAGGAGGAGGAGGAGGGGCAGGGCGACGGCAGUGGCGGCAGGGGCAUGCGUGGGCGUGGCAGUGGUGGCGGCGGCACAGCGGAUCAGUAUGGCGAUCUUGGGCCAUUCAAGCCGCGCCCGCCGUCGCGAUCGCGGUCGUCCAUUCCUGCGGAUCAGGUGGCAUCGACGGGCCUGAGGGCAUCGCGGUCCAAGUCGCUGGGCAAGAACGUGACGUGGGCGCUGGAUGAGCGGCACAGCGAUGGGGACAGGGACGAGGGCCGUGGCAGGUGGGCGGAGGACGGGGGCAAGUGGGGCGGGGGGCGCAUUCAGGAGGAAGAGGAGGAUGGCGAGGAGGAGGGUGAGGAGAGGCGAGAGCAGGAGGAUGAUGGGUAUGGCGGGCGGGAGAGGGACGAGGAGGAGUACUUGGAAACUUUGCAGGAGGAGGAAGGGGAGGGCGAGGAGGAGGGAGAGGAGGAAGACGAUGAGGAGGAGCAGGAGCGGCUGGCAAGCAUCAAGUUCCAGGCGUCGCGGUCGCAGUCGCUGGGCAAGGUGGAGGCGCACUCUAUGGCGCUGGGCCACAUGGCGUGGCGGGGAGGGGAGGGGUACGAGGAUGAGGAGAUGGAGGGCGGGGACGGGGGCGAGGAGGGAGGGGGAGCGGGGUGGAGGCGCGGCGGGGCGAGGGGCAAGUCAAAGCCGUCGCGGUCGCAGAGUGUGACGGCGACGGAGCUGCUGCGCGCACAGGUGGGCGCGGGUGGCGUGGGCAAGUCGGACCUGCUGCGCACCGACUCCGUGUUCGCCAAGCUGGACCACCUCGUGCAGCGGCGAGGGGCGCAGGGGCGUGCGGAGGGGGAUGAUGGGGGCGAUGGGGGCGCUGAUGGUGAGGAGGGGGUGGAGAUGGAUGGGGAGUAUGGCGAGGGGGAGGACGGGAUGUAUGAGCAUGAGAGGCAGGACGGGGAGUGGGAUGGGCAAGGGGAGGGGCGGAUGGAGGGUGAGGAGGAGUAUGAGGAAGGGCAGCAGGAGGAUGGGUAUGAGAAUGGGGAGGAGAGGUAUGGCAAGGGCGAGGGGUAUGGGGAGGAGGGUGAGAGGUAUGGGGAGGAGGGAGAGAGGUAUGGGGAGGAGGGAGAGAGGUAUGGGGAGGAGGGAGAGAGGUAUGAGGAGGAUGGUGAGAGGUACGGGGAAGAGGGAGAGGGAUAUGGUGAGGAGGGAGAGAGGUAUGGGGAGGAGGGAGACGGAUAUGGUGAGGAGGGAGAGAGGUAUGGGGAGGAGGGAGAGGGAUAUGGGGAGGAGGGAGAGAGGUAUGGGGAGGAGGGAGACGGAUAUGGUGAGGAGGGAGAGAGGUAUGGGGAGGAGGGAGAGGGAUAUGAGGGGGAGGAUGAGGAGGACGACCGCGAGCGACAGAUGGAGAGGGAGAGAGAGCUGGCGCUGGAGAUGGCAGCUGAGAUGGAUGAACGGCUGGAGAUGCACAUGGACGAGGAGCACGAGGGGAUCAACGGCCUGGAUGGGUUUGAUGACGAGCUGGACGGGGAGGGCAGCUUGGAGUUUGAGGGGCAGGAUGGGGCGGGCUCGCAGCAGCAUGAGCACGAGCACGAGCAUGGGUAUGAACAUGACGGGCAUGAGGGGGAGGAGGGCCAUGGGGGCGACGAGCAUGGGGACGGGUACGGGGAUGGGCAUGAGGGCGAGUAUGGGGACGAGCAUGGAGACGAGCACGAUCACGUUCUGGCAGGUGGGGAGGGCGAGGGCGAGGGGGAGGAGGACGCAGGGGUGCUGGACGAGGUGAGUGAGGAGGUGCUGCACGCGUGGCGCCUGCCGUCCAUCGGCCCGCGCGCCCCCCGCGGGUUCAACCUGGACGCCAUGCACAUGCCGCCCUCGCCCGCCGCCAACAGCCCCAUGGGUAGCCCCCUGGGCAGCCCGUUCGGGCAGGGCGCGCUGGGCAGCCCCCUGGGCGGGUUUGGGUCCGUGGCGGGGGGCGAUGAGGGCGGCAGGGGCGAGGGGCAUGCGGACAUGGCGCACGGGGGCGAGCUGGAGCAGGUGCAGGAGGGCGAGGGCGAGGGCGAGGGGUAUGGGGAGGAAGGGCAUGAGGAGGGGGGUUAUGGGGAGGAGGGGCAUGAGGAGGAGGGCCAUGGGGAGGAGGGGUAUGGUGAGGGCGAAGGGUAUUAUGAGGAGGGGGGUGAAGAGGCUGGGGGGGAUUAUGGUGAAGGGCAGCAGUACCAUGAUGGGGAGGGGGGGUACCAAGGCGAAAAAGGGCAGUACGAGGAGGGGCAGGGAGGAUAUGCAGAAGAGGGGCAGCAGUAUGGGGAGCAUCAGGAAGGUGAAUAUGGGGAAGGUGAGUAUAACGAGGGUGAGGGGGAGUUUGAUAAGGAGCAGGAGUACCACGAAGGGGAGCAGUAUGCAGCAGAGGGGCAGGGGCAGGCCGACGGUGAGCAAGGAGCGGGUGCUGAUGGGGAGUAUGGCGAGCAGUAUGAUGGGGAGCACUAUAACGAGGAUGAUGGAGGGGAGGGUGGGUUCGGAGGAUUUCAAGUGGGCGAGGAGGAGGGCGGCGAGGGAUGGGAGGGCGAGGAGGGCGGGCAGGGAGAGGGGUAUGGGGAAGGGGAGUAUGGCGGUGAGGGUGGGUAUGAUGGGCAUGCGCAAGGGGAUCAGGUGGAGGGAGGGGAGUUUGGGGGUUUUCAAGGGCAAGGCGAAGAGGAGAGCGGUUUUCAGGAGGGGCAGUAUGGGGAAGGGGAGGGGCAGUAUGGGGAAGGGGAAGGGCAGUAUGGGGAGGGGGAGGGGCAGUAUGGGGAGGGGGAGGGGCAGUAUGGGGAGGGGGAGGGGCAGUAUGGGGAGGGGGAGGGGCAGUAUGGGGGGGGGAGGGGCAGGCAGGGGCAGUAUGGGGAAGGGGAGGGAGAAUAUGGGGAGGGAGAAGGGCAAUACGAACAGCACUUUGGGCAGGGAGAGGGGCAAUUUGGGCAGGGAGAGGGGCAGUAUGGCGAAGGUGAUUAUGGGGAGGAGGGUGACUGGGGAGCAGGUGAGUACCACGAGGGUGAGGGGGGGUAUGACGACAGCCAUGGUGGGUAUGGGGCAGGUCAACACCAGUCCAGUGAGGGGCACGGGGAGUAUGUGGAGGGGCAGUUUGAAGGGCAAGGGCACUACGGGGAGGAAGGGCAGUACGAGCAGGGCGAUUAUGAAGAGGGCGAGUACAGAGAAGGAGAGUAUGUGGAGCAGGGAGAGUAUGCAGAUGAAGAGGGGCAUGAGGGCGGGGUGAAUAGCAACCAAGGCUUCUCGAAAGAGCAGCAGCAGCAACAGGGUUGGCAGGGAGCAGGAGGCGAGGGCAGUGGGGCAGGGGGCAUGGGCGCAGGGGGGGAGCACCUGGACAGCACUUUCGAAUUCAUGCAGGGCGCGCUGGGGGCGCAGGGGGGAGACGAGGGGGUGGCGGAGGGCCAAGGCGGGGAGGAGGACAUGGGGCAGGACGAGGGAGAGUAUGACGAGGAGGAAGAGGAAGAUGAGGGAGAGGAGGGUGAGGACGUCGAAGGUGAAGAGGAAGAGGAAGAGGGGGAUGAUGAGGAAGGAGAGGAGGAAGGAGAGGAGGAAGGAGAGGAGGAAGGAGAGGAGGGAGAAGAAAGUGGCGGAUUCGCAUUCAAUGUUGCAGGUGAAGGUGGGGCGGAGGAAGAGGAUUAUGAGAUGAACGGAGAUGAAGGGGAGGAAGAGGAAGAGGAGGAAGAGGAGGAGGAAGAGGAGGAGGAGGAAGAAGAGGAAGAGGAGGAGGGGGGAGCAGAGGAAGGGAGUGAAGUGGAGGAUGUUGAUGAGGAGAGUGAGGGAGAGGAGGAUGAAGAGGAUGAGGAGAUGGAGGAGGACGAGUUGGAUGAUGAGGAGGAAGAGGAAGAGGAUGGGGACGAGGAUGAGGAGGAGGAAGAUGAAGAUGAAGACGAGGAGGAGGAGGGGGGCGGUGAUAGACAUAUUUGGGACGGGCAUGGCGGAGGGCGGCAGCAGCUUGCUGCCGCACGCGCCAAGGCCAUGGGGGGGGCCGACGGUGGCAAGGUGGCAGGCAGUGAGGAGGAGAGUGAGCUCUCCACGCCCUACGACACCGAUGCAGGUGAGCUCUCCACGCCCUACGACACCGAUGCAGGUGAGCUCUCCACGCCCUACGACACCGAUGCAGGUGAGCUCUCCACGCCCUACGACACCGAUGCAGGUGAGCUCUCCACGCCCUACGACACCGAUGCAGGUGAGCUCUCCACGCCCUACGACACCGAUGCAGGUGAGCUCUCCACGCCCUACGACACCGAUGCAGGUGAGCUCUCCACGCCCUACGACACCGAUGCAGGUGAGCUCUCCACGCCCUACGACACCGAUGCAGGUGAGCUCUCCACGCCCUACGACACCGAUGCAGGUGAGCUCUCCACGCCCUACGACACCGAUGCAGGUGAGCUCUCCACGCCCUACGACACCGAUGCAGGUGAGCUCUCCACGCCCUACGACACCGAUGCAGGUGAGCUCUCCACGCCCUACGACACCGAUGCAGGUGAGCUCUCCACGCCCUACGACACCGAUGCAGGUGAGCUCUCCACGCCCUACGACACCGAUGCAGGUGAGCUCUCCACGCCCUACGACACCGAUGCAGGUGAGCUCUCCACGCCCUACGACACCGAUGCAGGUGAGCUCUCCACGCCCUACGACACCGAUGCAGGUGAGCUCUCCACGCCCUACGACACCGAUGCAGGUGAGCUCUCCACGCCCUACGACACCGAUGCAGGUGAGCUCUCCACGCCCUACGACACCGAUGCAGGUGAGCUCUCCACGCCCUACGACACCGAUGCAGGUGAGCUCUCCACGCCCUACGACACCGAUGCAGGUGAGCUCUCCACGCCCUACGACACCGAUGCAGGUGAGCUCUCCACGCCCUACGACACCGAUGCAGGUGAGCUCUCCACGCCCUACGACACCGAUGCAGGUGAGCUCUCCACGCCCUACGACACCGAUGCAGGUGAGCUCUCCACGCCCUACGACACCGAUGCAGGUGAGCUCUCCACGCCCUACGACACCGAUGCAGGUGAGCUCUCCACGCCCUACGACACCGACGCAGGUGAGCUCUCCACGCCCUACGACACCGAUGCAGGUGAGCUCUCCACGCCCUACGACACCGAUGCAGGUGAGCUCUCCACGCCCUACGACACCGAUGCAGGUGAGCUCUCCACGCCCUACGACACCGAUGCAGGUGAGCUCUCCACGCCCUACGACACCGAUGCAGGUGAGCUCUCCACGCCCUACGACACCGAUGCAGGUGAGCUCUCCACGCCCUACGACACCGAUGCAGGUGAGCUCUCCACGCCCUACGACACCGAUGCAGGUGAGCUCUCCAUGCCCUACGACACCGAUGCAGGUGAGCUCUCCACGCCCUACGACACCGAUGCAGGUGAGCUCUCCACGCCCUACGACACCGAUGCAGGUGAGCUCUCCACGCCCUACGACACCGAUGCAGGUGAGCUCUCCACGCCCUACGACACCGAUGCAGGUGAGCUCUCCACGCCCUACGACACCGAUGCAGGUGAGCUCUCCACGCCCUACGACACCGAUGCAGGUGAGCUCUCCACGCCCUACGACACCGAUGCAGGUGAGCUCUCCACGCCCUACGACACCGAUGCAGGUGAGCUCUCCACGCCCUACGACACCGAUGCAGGUGAGCUCUCCACGCCCUACGACACCGAUGCAGGUGAGCUCUCCACGCCCUACGACACCGAUGCAGGUGAGCUCUCCACGCCCUACGACACCGAUGCAGGUGAGCUCUCCACGCCCUACGACACCGAUGCAGGUGAGCUCUCCACGCCCUACGACACCGAUGCAGGUGAGCUCUCCACGCCCUACGACACCGAUGCAGGUGAGCUCUCCACGCCCUACGACACCGAUGCAGGUGAGCUCUCCACGCCCUACGACACCGAUGCAGGUGAGCUCUCCACGCCCUACGACACCGAUGCAGGUGAGCUCUCCACGCCCUACGACACCGAUGCAGGUGAGCUCUCCACGCCCUACGACACCGAUGCAGGUGAGCUCUCCACGCCCUACGACACCGAUGCAGGUGAGCUCUCCACGCCCUACGACACCGACGCAGGUGAGCUCUCCACGCCCUACGACACCGAUGCAGGUGAGCUCUCCACGCCCUACGACACCGAUGCAGGUGAGCUCUCCACGCCCUACGACACCGAUGCAGGUGAGCUCUCCACGCCCUACGACACCGAUGCAGGUGAGCUCUCCACGCCCUACGACACCGAUGCAGGUGAGCUCUCCACGCCCUACGACACCGAUGCAGGUGAGCUCUCCACGCCCUACGACACCGAUGCAGGUGAGCUCUCCACGCCCUACGACACCGAUGCAGGUGAGCUCUCCACGCCCUACGACACCGAUGCAGGUGAGCUCUCCACGCCCUACGACACCGAUGCAGGUGAGCUCUCCACGCCCUACGACACCGAUGCAGGUGAGCUCUCCACGCCCUACGACACCGAUGCAGGUGAGCUCUCCACGCCCUACGACACCGAUGCAGGUGAGCUCUCCACGCCCUACGACACCGAUGCAGGUGAGCUCUCCACGCCCUACGACACCGAUGCAGGUGAGCUCUCCACGCCCUACGACACCGAUGCAGGUGAGCUCUCCACGCCCUACGACACCGAUGCAGGUGAGCUCUCCACGCCCUACGACACCGAUGCAGGUGAGCUCUCCACGCCCUACGACACCGAUGCAGGUGAGCUCUCCACGCCCUACGACACCGAUGCAGGUGAGCUCUCCACGCCCUACGACACCGAUGCAGGUGAGCUCUCCACGCCCUACGACACCGAUGCAGGUGAGCUCUCCACGCCCUACGACACCGAUGCAGGUGAGCUCUCCACGCCCUACGACACCGAUGCAGGUGAGCUCUCCACGCCCUACGACACCGACGCAGGUGAGCUCUCCACGCCCUACGACACCGAUGCAGGUGAGCUCUCCACGCCCUACGACACCGAUGCAGGUGAGCUCUCCACGCCCUACGACACCGAUGCAGGUGAGCUCUCCACGCCCUACGACACCGAUGCAGGUGAGCUCUCCACGCCCUACGACACCGAUGCAGGUGAGCUCUCCACGCCCUACGACACCGAUGCAGGUGAGCUCUCCACGCCCUACGACACCGAUGCAGGUGAGCUCUCCACGCCCUACGACACCGAUGCAGGUGAGCUCUCCACGCCCUACGACACCGAUGCAGGUGAGCUCUCCACGCCCUACGACACCGAUGCAGGUGAGCUCUCCACGCCCUACGACACCGAUGCAGGUGAGCUCUCCACGCCCUACGACACCGAUGCAGGUGAGCUCUCCACGCCCUACGACACCGAUGCAGGUGAGCUCUCCACGCCCUACGACACCGAUGCAGGUGAGCUCUCCACGCCCUACGACACCGAUGCAGGUGAGCUCUCCACGCCCUACGACACCGAUGCAGGUGAGCUCUCCACGCCCUACGACACCGAUGCAGGUGAGCUCUCCACGCCCUACGACACCGAUGCAGGUGAGCUCUCCACGCCCUACGACACCGAUGCAGGUGAGCUCUCCACGCCCUACGACACCGAUGCAGGUGAGCUCUCCACGCCCUACGACACCGAUGCAGGUGAGCUCUCCACGCCCUACGACACCGAUGCAGGUGAGCUCUCCACGCCCUACGACACCGAUGCAGGUGAGCUCUCCACGCCCUACGACACCGAUGCAGGUGAGCUCUCCACGCCCUACGACACCGAUGCAGGUGAGCUCUCCACGCCCUACGACACCGAUGCAGGUGAGCUCUCCACGCCCUACGACACCGAUGCAGGUGAGCUCUCCACGCCCUACGACACCGAUGCAGGUGAGCUCUCCACGCCCUACGACACCGAUGCAGGUGAGCUCUCCACGCCCUACGACACCGAUGCAGGUGAGCUCUCCACGCCCUACGACACCGAUGCAGGUGAGCUCUCCACGCCCUACGACACCGAUGCAGGUGAGCUCUCCACGCCCUACGACACCGAUGCAGGUGAGCUCUCCACGCCCUACGACACCGAUGCAGGUGAGCUCUCCACGCCCUACGACACCGAUGCAGGUGAGCUCUCCACGCCCUACGACACCGAUGGAGCCGCCAGUGCAGCACGCAGCAGCCGCUCGGCCGUGGGCACGGGUGCUGGUCGCGCUGCUGCAGGCACGUCGCGGCGAGCGGCAGCGGCGGCACGGCAGCAGCGGGGGGCGGCAGCGAGUGGGGCGCGGCUGACAGCGCAGUGCCUGCUGGGCGUGCUGUCGUUCCUCGACUCGCCUCACGACUGGAUCAGCUUCUCCUGUGUCUGCCACGCCUGGCGCCAGGUGGCACAUCAGGGACUGACGCGGCUGAAGCUGGCACGGGGCAAGCGGGUGAGCGCCAUGGGGCUGCUGAGGGCGCUGUCGUACUCGCGCAGCCUGCACUCGCUGCUGCUGCCCUCUGCCGCCCUCGACGCGCCCAUCUCAGACGACUUCCUCUGCACCAUCGCCUACACGUGCCCGGCCCUCACGCACCUCGCCCUGGGCCCCGACCCUGACCUGGGCUUCGCCUACGGCCCGCAUGGGCUCGCCACGCUCUUCAAGGGCUGCUCGCUGCUGCAGUGCCUCUCCAUCGACGCCACCCCGCCCCGCCCCGCCUUCUCCGCCGCUGCUGCUGCUGGGCCCGCGGUUUCGGGGGGCAAUUCGGCCAAUGGCGUGCAGCUGAAGCAGCUGAUGAAGAUUCUUUUUGCCCCGGGCAGCUUGAUGCCACCAGGGGUGGAUGUGGGUGCGGGGAGGGGGGGGGAAGUGGGAGGGGCGAGUGGGGGAUUAGGUGGAUCUACUCUCAUGCGCCAUCACUACCAUCACCAGCACCAUCAGCACCACCAUCACCAGCAGCGCCACCAGCAGCAGCAGGCGGCGCCAUCCACAUGCCCCACAUGCGCAGCCUCUGCAUCCCCCUACGCCCCUCGCAGUGGCACCAGCAGCCCUCUGCUCUUCGCUGCUGGCGGGGGUGCCAUGCCCCGCGCCUACCCUGCUGACCGCACUCCCAUGGGAGGCGCAGGCACACAGGGAGGGACAGCGGGCGCAGGAGGAGCAGGCGGGGGGAACAGGGCGUCACAAAUGGCGGGGAGCAUAAUAGGCGGCACCAUCACGGGCACGAUAGCGGAUGGGCUCAUAGGCGCUGCCAGUGGAAGCACCUCCCUCGUCGGCCGCAUCGCCAGCAGCGCUGCCGGCGCCCUCAUCUCCGACAGCUGGCGCUCUCUCGUUGGUGGGGACACAGCGGGUGCAGGGACAGGAGCGGGGGGCGGAGGUGGGUGGUGGACGCCGCAGACGGGCAUCAUGCCGGGCCUCUCCCACUCCUCCACCUCCGCUGCCCCCGCUGCUCCCUCUGCCUACAGCCUGGGAGGGCUGUUCAGCAGCUUCGGCAGCGGCAAUCCUAGCAGCAGGGGCGGCAUGAGUGGCAUGGGCGGCAUGGGCGGCAUGGGCGGCAUGGGCGGCAUGGGAGGGCUGCCAGCGGGGGUGAGCAAGAGCGUGGCGGAGCUGCUGCACGACUCCGUGCCCAUCCGCCUCGCCACGCCCUCCAAAAGCAACCUCCUCCUCCACUCCUCGCCUGACCUGGGCCGGCGCGAUCUCAGCCCUGCGCGGUCCAGGCCAGCGGCCGUGGCGUCAGGGUCGGGCGCGUGGCCGGUGUCUGGCAGCGUGGGGAAGAGCAGCAGCGACGGCGGGCUUUCAGGGAGACCGGGGAUGGGGGGUGGGGUGUCAGGAGCGAAGGAGGGAGGAGGCAUGGGAGGAGCAGGGGAGGGAGGCGAGCCACAGGGGGUGCUGAGUGUGAUUGACAUCCCCGAGUCGCUGGGGCUGCUGCACCACCUGCGCCAGCUGUCGCUGCACAUCAACAACCCGCAGCAGCAGGUGCGCCUGCCCGACUCCAUCGGCCGCCUCUCCCUGCUACAGGACCUGCACCUCGCCUUCCCCCUGCCCGCCUUCGUGCCGCCCUCGCUGUGGUCGCUGCCGGCACUGCAGCGGCUGUCCCUGAGCGGGUGGAAGGGGCUGGCGUUUCUGCCCAACUGCCUGGACGACCUUUCCAGCCUGCGCGCGCUGCACCUGCGCUGCCACGACCUGCUCGACCUCCCGCCCUCCGCUGCCCGCCUCCAACACCUCACGGAGCUGCUCUGGGAGACACCGCGGCGUGCCAAGGACCACGGGGAUGCUGGUGGGGGUGCGGGUGGGGGUGGGAGCCUGUUUGGGGAUCACUACGAGCACCAGCAGCAGCAGCAGCAGUCGCUGGAGAGUGCAUCGGUGCCGCCAUCUCUCGGGCUGUUCACGCGGCUGCAGCACCUGACGCUGCGCAAUGCCACGUUCCUGCCGGACGACCUGCAGCUGCUGGCGCCCAGCCUCACGCACCUGCAGGUGUGGGGCGCGCACGGCCACCUGCGCUUCCUCCCCCACUCGCUGCUGCGCCUGCGCCGCCUGCACCACCUCGACCUGCGCGGCGCCUUCUCCCUCGUGCCACCUGGCAUCGGCUGCCUCAAGGAGCUGACUCAGCUGUGCCUCGUCAGCGGGUCGCUGGAGAGCCUGCCGCCGUCCAUGGCAGAGCUGGCGAGUCUGGAGGAGCUGCGGUUGGACGGGUGCUCGGGCGACCUGCAGCUGCCCGACAUGCUCUUCGCGCGCCUCAAGCGCCUGCGCUCGCUCUCCCUGCCCACCAACGCCGCCUCCACCGUGCCGCGCGGCCUCACGCUGCUCACCUCGCUCGCCUCGCUCUCCAUCGACGCCCUCGCUGCCUCCUUCUCCCCACCACCACCCUCUCGAUCCCGCUCGCCCCACCGCUCCCCCUCACCCAUCCCCUCUAUGACCCCCCUCCCCCCGCCCUCCUCCCCUCUCACUGACUCCUGGGACCCAUCGCGCCUGCCGCCCGCUCCCACCGCGCUGCCGUCCACGUCGGUGCUCCCUCUGGCGUUCGGCUCGCUGGCCAGUCUGCGCUCGCUGCGUCUGCUGUGCCCGCACCUCACGGCCCUGCCGCCCACCUUCGUCGCGCUGCCCCGUCUGGAGGACCUGCAGCUGCGCUUCUCGGGGUCGCUGCCGCGCUCCUUUGGCGCGCUCACAUCGCUGCGCUCACUCGUGCUCGACAGCCCCAAGCUCUACGCACUGCCCGAGUCCAUCGGCAACCUCUCCCUGCUCACCUCGCUCACGCUCGCCUGUGCGCACCUCACCCUGCUGCCCGUCUCCAUCGGCCAGCUCACAGAGCUGCGCUCACUCAAGAUCCUCCAGUGCCACUGCCUCGAGUCCCUCCCCUCCUCGCUCUCUGCCCUCGCCAGCCUCUCCCUCCUCCACGUCUCCUGUGAUAAUCUCAACUGGCUGCCCGUGUCCUUUGGCCGCCUCUCUGCGCUGGAGGAGCUAUCCCUCGCAAGCAAGAACCUCACGCAACUGCCCGAGAAUUUCGGGCAGCUGCAGCACUUGCGCUUGCUGCGGCUCGACUGCCCGGCCCUUCAGAACCUGCCUGCCACGUUUUGGCAGUUGCCUGGGUCGUUGCGUGUGGACAUGAUACGGUAUUAA